GGCUACGGCUUUCACGAACGCGGCCCCGUUGUCGGUCACGAUCUCGGAGAGUCCGCCCCAUCGACAGAGGAUAUCCUGGAAGAUGAAAUCCGCGAUAGUCUUCGCGUUUUCGACUCGGAGCAUCCUCCACUCGACGUAGAACGAGAGCGAGCAUCGGGCUUGGAUGAUCAUCUUGAAGCCGUUAGAGACGGGGAGCAGCAUCGUGUCUAUGUAGACUCGUCCGAAAAGACAGGCGGGGAGCGCGACCGUCGGGGGCAACAGGACCUUGCGGACUUGACGGGUCUGGCAAAUGUG
Molecule: messenger RNA, 294 nt
Organism: Trametes versicolor FP-101664 SS1
Lineage: Eukaryota; Fungi; Basidiomycota; Agaricomycetes; Polyporales; Polyporaceae
Exons: 1
Source: RefSeq, a predicted model, not a curated record